Impatiens glandulifera is the source of this 553-nucleotide messenger RNA. Its product is annotated as B-box zinc finger protein 20. The record is from RefSeq and is a predicted model, not a curated record. Gene Ontology annotation, biological process: photomorphogenesis; regulation of DNA-templated transcription. Gene Ontology annotation, cellular component: nucleus. NCBI's taxonomy places the organism in Eukaryota, Viridiplantae, Streptophyta, Magnoliopsida, Ericales, Balsaminaceae. The transcript has 2 exons. Gene Ontology annotation, molecular function: zinc ion binding. Bases 1 to 540 code for a protein of 179 amino acids.
AUGAAGAUUCAAUGUGAUGUUUGUUGUAAAGAAGAAGCUUGUUUAUUUUGUCCAGCGGAUGAAGCUGCACUAUGUGAAACAUGUGAUUAUCGAGUUCAUCAUGCCAAUAAACUUGCUGGACAACAUAAUCGAUUCUCUCUUCUUCAUCCUUCUUUCAAUGAUGCUCCUCUUUGUGAUGUCUGUCAGGAUAGAAGAGGGUUUAUGUUUUGUCAAGAAGAUAGAGCGAUCCUAUGCAGAGAAUGUGAUAUUCCAAUUCACAAAGUAAACGAACAUACACAAAAACAUAACCGAUUUCUUCUUACCGGAGUCAAGCUUUCUUCUUUUUCCGAUCCAUGUUCGCCGCCGUUACCGACGACGCCUGCAUCGGCGUCGAUUACGGCGGCAAGUGGAGGUGACGAGAGAUGUAUGAGUCAAGAAGGAUCAAUUUCAACGACAAAUCAGAUAUCAGAAUACUUGAUCGAGACAAUGCAGCCAGAAUGGCAGUUUGAUGAAUUCAUUGAUCCUUCAUGUUUCCCUAACAGCUUCUGUAAGGUUUGCUGAUUCAUUUAUUAUA